UUCCCGGUCCGCGCCGCCCCCUCCUGCUGCUCGCUGCUUCUCGCCUCGCGCAACGCGCGGCGCGGCGAGCCAGUUUGUGUGAAGCUGGUGGUGAGAAAGGACGCAGCUGUCUGCUUACCCAGCCGCCUGCACCACGUCGCAGGAUUACAGGACAGACGGCUGCCUGCUCCACCUGGCACCGCGGGGAAAGAACAGCCCCCGGCGCCCCGAGGUGCUGGUGGUGGUGCCGCACCUCAGGCUUUUGCAGGGCUCGUCACUAGUGAAGCGAGUGAUUUCUACGAGUCUGGCCGCGGUGGUGGUGAAUUUGUGACACGUUUGAAGGAUUUACAUGUGCGGGCCCCGCGCAGCACACCGCCUGUGUUACAACUGAGCACCCGCAGCUGUUGAUCCAGCGGAAGAAGACAACCACCUCCUCCCGCGCAGAAUAAACCUCCCGCCGCCCACCCCCACCUCUUCCCGUUUUCCUCCCGCCCUCAUUCUCCAAGAAGCCCGCUGCGGGACCCUCACUACUCCCACAACCCUUCCCCGCCCCUCAUCCAGCGUGCCCCCUCCCCGCUGGCGCCGCUCAAGGCUUGUCCUCCUCCCCGGGCAUCAUGUCGUCCACGCUGCCGCGCACCCGCAGCGUGAGCGCCGCCUCCACCUCCUCUUCGGGUAGCAAGCAGGACCGGAUUCGUCCCGUGUCCGUGUGUGACACCUCGUGGUCCAGGAUGACCGGCCAGGAGCUCCGGCAGCAGCACCUGGUGAGGACGCCGUCACAGGCCAACAACCUGUGCACCACCGUUCCGCAGAACCUCGUUGUGCAGAACCUGGGCGGCCGCCACACGCCCACCAGGAGCAGCCUCAGACACUCCCGCAUGAUCGUGCUCUCCAAGAACGGCAAAGCAGCAGUACGUGACCGGCGGUGGGCCCCCAAUAGCCUUGGUCGUGCGGGCGUGCUGGUGGUGACGGCGCAGAUCCUGGUGGGCGUGAUGGGCGUGACGCUGGCGGCCUGGUUCUUGAUGUGGGCGCCCAUUCUCAAGUUCAGAGAGGUCCCCCACUAUGCAGGCGUCCCGGUGUUCCUGGCGGGGGUGUGUGGCGCCAUCCUCAUCAGUUGCUUCCAGAGGCGCCGCCACAGCACACUUGGCAGCGUCAUCAAGGGCGUGCUGGUGGCACUGUGCUGCAUCAGCGUGGUGACCUGCCUGUGUGUGUGCAUCUUCACGGCGCUGCACCUCACCCAGCUGGCCGCCAUGACGUGUCACACUGAGCACUCCACCCUCGCCCACCCCGAUCACAGCCUCGCCGCGCCCGCCACCGAGGCCCUGCCCGGAAUAGAGGACGACGAGGACGAGAGCGAGGGCAGCGGCGCGGGCUGGUCAGACUCGGCGUUGUACGAGAACGAUGACGUAGACGCCGCCUUGGAGUUUGAGACCGUGACCCUGGAGAGCGUAACGGUGGGCCUCGACCAAGGCGUGCUGCUCAACAUCACGACGUGCCUGUGCGAGCAGCGAGGCCCGUCUUGGCGGAGGACAAAGUCUUACGCAAACUUGAGCUGUUUGGAGGUGAACAAUAUCUUGCCCAUCUUGUUCGUGGCGUCCUGCGUGGUGACGGCCAUCGGGGCGGUGCUGUCUGCCCUCAUCCUCUACCUCCUCUGGUCAUUUAAAAAUAGUUUCUACGGUCCCGCGAAGCCAUACGAGCGAAGACCGUUUAUAUUUACCAGUAACUUUAAGAACACUGCCAAAGCAAGCAAUGGGUCGAGCAAUAAAGUAUUGAACGGUGACUCCAGGUUCAGGUGACGAAGGUAACCGUGGAGUGUGAGGGGAGGCUGUGUGGGCGCCGCUCACCUGUCUCCGGGAACACAGGAACAGUGUACACUGAAGGCCGGGAGCACCUGCUGGCCGGUCAUGCCGCCGAGCCAUUCCGGUUCCGUGAAGACGCCGACGCGCAAGUUUUUACGCUAGAAAUGGAAUCGGCCAGAGCCAGCAUCAUAACACACGGUACCGUCAGCAGUGAGACGAACAUUGUCACGCGAGGCCGUGCUGACUGGCAGUACACCCUUGCUGGUUUCCUGUUGACUUACCUUCCUGCAUCUACAGACUGCCUAUGUAUGUAGGUCAGCUUAUUUUAUGACUAAGUUAAGAUUUUACCCCAAGUUGUAAUAAAGCUUGAUUUUCACAAGUGCUUCCCGUGUUUUGAGAAAUAAAAAAAUCCGAAACGUGACUGACAGCGGCGUUGCAUAACAGUGUUGCCAGUUGUGCGUCAGGUCGUGAGAAGCACAGCGUGGCGGGCCUCUAGUUUCCCGGUGCCUCCACUUCCAGCUGGUCCAGGAGUCUGUGUUCUCGUGGCUCCUCCGCCUCUCUCACUCCGGCACCUUCAGUCAUCUUGAGAUCACCUCGUAUUCUCAAACCGCAAGUCUCGUGGCAACAAAUCAAAGGCGAGACUUGGUGUGUUUAGGACAUUGUUAGUACAUCAGUGUCGCGUCCUGGGUGAGGCGGUUGUGACCCACCGCUGCCCGGCCCUCGCUGCGGAUCACAAGAGACGCUCUUCAAGACAUGGCGCGUCCCACUGUCCUGCUCCUGGCUGUCGUGGUGUGUCUCUUGGGCGCCCACCUGCCUCCCGCUGCCUCCAGGCCUGCGCUGCUGAAACCCGAAGGAAGCUACACGCCGGAGCAAAGGGAAGUCAUUAAGGUUGUGGACGACCUACUCAACCAGCUGCUGAGACAGUUGUUGCAAGAAUAUGGAGAGGAUACACGGCCAUUCAGCGCUGAAGAAGGGUCUCCUUACGCCGGGAAUUCCGCCGAGGACCAGGGGAGGCCGCAGCUACCGAGGCCGACCCGUGUUCCCCCUGCGAAGCCGACCCGUGACCCCACAGUGAGGCCACCCGGCUCCGCUGAUGCUGGAGGAACUGGAUCUUAUGGAGACUCAAACACGCAUCCUGAAGUACAGCCAGUGAAUGGUGGACGCAUAGUUUUCCCUUCGGACUAGGAGCUGCUUUUAGCAUGUUUUCAUAUGCGGGUGUGUGCAUUUCCAAAUCAAGCAUUCGUUGUCAUAAAUGCAUUUUUCAUAAAACUGAAUCUGCUCGCCUUUCCAAAACACACGAAUAAGUAGUCUGUGGUAUAUUUAUUAGCUAUUGUUGUUAUAUCUUAUGUUAUGUAUGCAUUAAUUAAAUAUGUGCAAUAU
Scylla paramamosain (green mud crab) is the source of this 3155-nucleotide messenger RNA. RefSeq lists its product as uncharacterized. NCBI's taxonomy places the organism in Eukaryota, Metazoa, Arthropoda, Malacostraca, Decapoda, Portunidae. Bases 594 to 1772 code for a protein of 392 amino acids. The transcript has 11 exons. Gene Ontology annotation, cellular component: sarcolemma; dystrophin-associated glycoprotein complex. The record is from RefSeq and is a predicted model, not a curated record.